Athalia rosae (coleseed sawfly) is the source of this 1207-nucleotide messenger RNA. RefSeq lists its product as uncharacterized. The transcript has 5 exons. Bases 338 to 919 code for a protein of 193 amino acids. The record is from RefSeq and is a predicted model, not a curated record. NCBI's taxonomy places the organism in Eukaryota, Metazoa, Arthropoda, Insecta, Hymenoptera, Athaliidae.
GCGGUUACUGUCAAAUAAUAUUCCUCGUUUGAAUUUUGCGGAACUCAAUUAAUCGGUUACACGAUUGUUAACGACUCUUCCGUUCCGUUAUGAAUUGCCGUUGAAUUCCGUAUCAGAUCAAAUAAUAUUUGUUAUGAACUGAAACGCGUUUGUUGGAUCAGUCAAUUAUCGGGUAAAUGUCAAAAUCUAGAAUAGUGAAAGAACCGUUGAAUUUGAAUAUUUUCCGCAGUAGCAUGUGGCCUAGGUACGCAACGUCCACGCAUAUUUCCAUUCCCACGUUUCGACGGUCUCCGAUUUUCCCCACUUGUUGAACAACGAUAAAAGAAGUACGUUCAAGAUGAGUCCGCAAUUUUUCGAAUUACUUUUUGCCGUGGUUUGUCUGAAUUUUGUAUUCGCGAGUUCGAACCAUUCGGGGAAAAACUGCACAGACGUUGACACGGGGAGGGUUCUCUCGAGGCGGAAGAGAUACUUAAUAUUUCCACGGGGUAGCAACAUGCAAUUGGUCUACUGUCUGACCAUCGGCGCUUAUGGUAGAGAUGGAGAUCUGGUACUGGGUUUGACAGCUGCCAUGGCCUGGGAGUUACCGAGUCAAGUGGACAAGACAGCGGUCGAUCUUUUGCACCGAAGAAGCCGGAGUGUGAUGUAUCCGAAAAUUGAAGCUUUUUUAAAGGCUGCCGGACUGGAUGGUCGUUCCUGCGUACUGAGGGCACUUUGUGAAGCCGGAAAGAGGAAGAAAGAGGAUAUCGGAGAAGGGACCUUCGUGCAGGAAGUACUACACGCUGCUUUUAGCCUGCCUAAUGAUGGAUCGAAAUUCGAAUCUGUGGAACAUGAGAUUUAUGACUACGCCCACUCUGCUCGAGAAGAUUGCGCGAAGCUCUAUCCAACCUGCGAACACUCCAUUUACGAAGUCGACCUGUGAACAAUUUCGGCCUGUGUUUUUUACAACGAUCGCCUCCUCCGAACCUCGACGAUCACAGGUUGCAAAGUAACGAAGAACUUACCGCAAGGUUGAUGCACUCCACUCAAUUCAUCGAAAUUGCUGGUGACUUUUUUCAUUACAAAUCCGUUCUGCGCCGACGAGGCUUUUUUUUCCAAAAGGAAACCGAAUUUCAGUUUUAAAAAUAAUUGAUUUUUACUCGUGAUGAUUUAUGAUGUGAAUGUAUCAUAGCCGAUGUGUGAGAGUUAACAAUAAAAUUGUUUUAUUGGA